GCAAAGGCAGUUCACGUCUCACUCCGGCCGAGUUCGUACGUAUCGGCUGAGACGACGCGGCAUCGGCGCCGCGGCCACCACACGACGUUUUAAUAUCAUAAACAGUGAACCAAUCCUUACACAGCAACAGGACUAUGAUACGUAUUACGAAUACUAAUUAGGACCUGCACAGAACAAUAGUUGUGACACAAAAUCUAAACAAAACAAUAGAAUCGAGAUUCCGGUCAGUGCCGACGGAAGUGAAGUAUUAGAAGCUGGAGAAAAUUUGGAAACAAAAAUUUGCAAGUGAUUAUUCAAUAGUGCAUCGUAUUGUUCGAGAUCCACGACCUUGUAAUGUUAAUCGCCCAUAAAAUUACGAUUGGUCAUAGUUUAUUACAUAGCGCAGGUGAAUCGGAUAGUGGCAAUGAUCCAAAUGACGAUAAUCAAGACGAUAUAAAACUUUUGAGUGAUGUAAACGUUGGAAAUGAAACAACUUUUCCGUUUGGAUGUGAUGGCACUUCUGUUCAAGAAACUCAAACAAAUCAACUGAGUUACAUGGGAAAGUAAUUGUCUUUUUUUAAACUUGGAAUUGGUAAUGACAAUGUUGGCAGUGAAGAAUUUCUUUAUGCCAGAGAAGAGGGUGGAUUCCCCGAGGUUCUCUCGAAUGCCGGAGGCUUUAAUGAGAUCGAUUCGGAGGAGGUCCCUGAGGGUGAAGAGGACGAAAUCGCUUGUACUCGUCAACGAGAAACGGAAGUCCGAUUCAUUCGUAAACAGUCAAGAAUGGACGGCGGCGAGAGGAGUGACAGAGCUCAGGGUCGGUGUGCUGGGAUCUCCAGACAGUGGGAAAUCUGCUUUAGUACACCGGUAUUUGACUGGAGCUUAUAUGCAGGAGGAGAGUCCAGAAGGUGGUCGCUUCAAAAAAGAAGUAAUCAUCGACGGACACAGCUAUCUUCUGCUUAUCCGAGACGAGGGCGGGCCCCCAGAGAUGCAGUUCACCGCCUGGGUCGAUGCCGUAAUCUUCGUGUUCAGUCUUGACAACGAAAUCAGCUACAAUACUGUUUCAAAUUACUUCAAUAAAAUGUCCCAUUAUAGGAAUUCAGCGGAAAUUCCAAUCAUAUUGGUUGGCACUCAAGAUGCCAUAAGUGAAAGUAGUCCACGCGUUGUGGACGAUAACCGCGCUCGCAAGUUGUCUAACGAACUGCGAAGAUGUUCCUACUAUGAGACAUGUGCUACGUACGGCUUGAACGUGGAGCGGGUUUUUCAAGAUGCAUGCCAGAAAAUCGUCGGCACACGGUUGUCGGCGUCGUCGCAGUGUUUAUCUGGCUCUAGGCCGGUAACUCCACAGCCCCUAGCUAACUCUCCAAGCCACAACCAUUCUUCAUUUCUUUAUAAGGAUUCGCUGCCUCGUGGUCACCACACGCUUUCAGCGUCAUCCCAUCACCUUCACCGCGGAGCACAAUCCUUCGAUGCCUCAUCAAACAGCAGUGGCAUCUCAUCCACCCACGUCGUCGAGAUCCACAGCACAAACGGAUCAGAUACCUCAUCCCGAUGGGGAAACUCGCUCGGGAGCCACGGGUCCUCAUCGGGCCUGGUUUCCAUUGCGACGGAGAAUAAUAACGUCAAGUUCACAGCUCCACACUGUCUGGACAAUCUCCAGCCCAUCAAGGAUCCCAAAGAUCUGCCCACACCAUCCUCUACGCCGACAACAUCGAGGAAAUCCAGGAGAAGAUCGAAUCUCUUCACGCCCUCGAAAAAGGGUGAUGACAGAUUGAAGAACGGCGAGCUCGGUUCUGGCCGCGCUAUUCCACUAAAACAGGGAUAUUUGUAUAAGAAGAGUAGUAAAGCUUUAAACAAGGAGUGGAAAAAGAAGUACGUCACUCUUUGCGAUGACGGCAGGCUGACGUACCAUCCAAGUUUGCAUGAUUACAUGGAAGAUGUGAAUGGUAAGGAGAUAUCAUUGCAGUAUGUGACAGUGAAGGUACCAGGACAGAAGCCCAGAGGGUCUAAAUCUAUCAUCACAACCGUCCCAGGCUACAAUGGUUACAGUAGUCUGGACAUCCAUGACAGCAUUGGAGGGUUGUCACUCGGGUACAAAGAUAAACCGACUCGGGUGACCGACAAAGCGCUGAUGUCGGCGUUCGAUGCGAUGAAGGAGCCUGCCUCUGGUCGACAGUCGCUCGCUUCGGAGGUCGAGGUGGGCUCCACCAACGGCGCGGACAAGGAUACGCCCCACGUCAAAAAGAGGCAUCGGAGGAUGAAGAGUAGCAGUGUUAAGAAGGACGGGGAUGAAGAUGGCGAUGCCGCGACGUCGUGCGAAUUCACAAUAGUGAGCCUGGACGGCAAGCGGUGGCGGUGGGAGGUGGGUGUAGGCGCGGGGGCUGGCGGCGCGGGUGCAGGGGCGGGGGGUGGCGCGGGGGGCGGCGCGGGCGGCGCGGGGGGCGCGGCCGCCGCCGAGCGCGACGCCUGGGUCGCCGCCGUCGAGGCGCAGAUACUCGCCUCGCUGCAGGGACGGACGUCCCGGCAUCCGGUGCCGACGGGCGCGAACUCGACGGGCGAGGUACGCGCCACGCAGUACGUGCGGCGCGUGAACGGAAACCAUGCUUGCUGUGACUGCGGCGCGCCAGAUCCAGACUGGGCGAGUUUGAACCUGGGAGUGCUGAUCUGCAUCGAGUGCUCUGGUAUACAUAGGAAUCUUGGAUCCCACAUAUCACGCGUACGCUCUCUCGACUUAGACGAGUGGCCGUUGAGCCAUGUUAGUGUAAUGGUGUCAAUGGGCAACACUCUCGCUAAUUCAAUAUGGGAGGCGGACUUAAGGGGCCAUAUUAAGCCAAUUGCGACGUCGAGCAGGGAAGAGAAAGAACGAUGGAUCCGGUUGAAGUACGAGCGGCGCGCGUUCCUGGCGGCGGGCGGCGCGGCGGGCGGUGGCGGCGAGGCGCUGCGCGCGGCGGCGGCGCGCGGCGCGGUGUGCGUGGCGGCGCGCGCGCUGGCGGCGCCGGGCGCGCGCGCGCCGCCGCCCGCCGAGCGCGCCGCCGCGCUGCGCGCCGCCGCCGCCGCCGGGCACCUCGCCGCCGCGCAGCUGCUCAUAUGGCAUAACGGCAACCCGAACUUCCCAGACGCGGACGGUCACACGUGCGUGUUCUACGCGCGAGCGGCCGCCAACCAUCUCUCAGGCAUCCCCACACAGUACCCCAAGAACCUCCAACUCACCUGCCCCCUGCACCCCAACCCCCCGGCGACCUCCACGAACAGUUCCAGCACCAGUUCCACGACCUCCACGUCGAGUAACAAAAGCUCUAUAAAGAAUCCGGAACCGGAAUGUAACUGUAUCAUAUUCGAGUUACUAAACGCUCAGAGUGCUUCGAACGCGCUAGUGGAGUUGCUUAUAGGACUGCAAAAUAACCAGUACAUGAACGGGUACGACGGCUUGAACGGCAGUGGUAUAACAAGUUCGUUCAGCCACGUGACGUUGGGCCGGCCGUCGCUGGGUCCUAAUCUAUCGCUCACGAACGGUAAGUGCGGCAGUAUUGUUUAAACUAAUUGUUUAAACAAACUGUUUGGAAUUUGUGAUCGAUUCUCUAAGAGAUUGCAGCUAUAUAGUUGGGUGCAUCGAAUUUUGAAACUUAACUUGAAGGUAAUAGAGUCUCUAGUGCUAAGCGGUCAGUAUCGUCAUUUCUUUUUAAAUCUAUCACGAACUUUGUUCUUCAAGUCAUUAUAAACCUUAAUUUACAGAUUUAGAAUUUAUAUUUUAAUGUUUUUCUACUUAUCGUAGCAUUACCUUUUUUUUUUUAAUGUAGAUCCUAAAUAAGUGGAAUAUUUGAUUGGAAUGUUUUGGCCUGACGUUUUUAAUCCUACGAUUUCCAAUACUUUAUCACUUAAUAUUACGUACGUAAUGUAUUUGUAAUGAUAACUGACUGAAAUGUUAGGAGAGAAUUAAUGUUAUGUAGUUACCAAAUUACUUAAAUACACAGCGUUUUUGUGCCCACCAUAGGUCAUGGGGACUUUACAUUAUCGAAUAGUCAUAGAUUGUGAGCAGCUCUGCUCAAUUUGUUGAUUACUUCUGCGAAGCUGCUAAGAGAUUGUAAAUAAAAAUAUGCGACUGACUGUCCAGUGCGCACUACAUCUGGAAUGUAAUUCAAGUAAUUCUAAAAAAAAUCAACGGUCAAUUUCAUUAGUGAAAUUUAGAAAGAAAUAUUUCGCAAAACCCGCGUUAUAGUUCAAAUAUUUGGAGAAAGUUAUUUAUUAAUUUAAUUUAGUUUUAAAAGUUACGGUUUAGGCGAAUGUUAGACGAGCAAGCGGGUUAUUGUAAGUAUAGUUAACCGCCCUGAUUUUAUUCUGGAUUGGACAAAGUGCUGUAUUACAGUAUAAAGUGGUUUAUGUAAAUAGUUAUGCAACUACAAGUACAGACAGCAAAAAAAUUCUUUCACCAAUCUCUGUGUUUAUUCAUAACUGUGAGUUUUUAUUAUGGAAAAAAACAUUUUUACAUGUAUAUUUUUGUAUAUAUAUCAAAUUUGCGAAUUUAAAUUCACAAAGCCCGAAAAAUAUGUCGUCGAUAUUACGAUAGCUCAUGGAAAAUGUAUACGUUAAUUAGACAAUUUGAUGGGCAGAAAACUAGUCUAACACGGAAGAACAAUCCGGAAUUUACCGGAAAACAUGUCGGUAUGUAUUUGUAUAAUGUAUAAUAAUGAUAAGGAACUAAAUAAAUGAAAUAUGAAUUUGCUAAAACUCCCGAUUGAGUUCCAACAUUUCCGAAUAACAGUAAAAUAGAUUUAGGUAUUUAUAAAUUAUAAAAUAGUUGCAGGAUCUCAGCUCAACGCUACUUAGGGUAAAUUAGGGUAAUUUAUAUUGAUAUUGUUGCUUACCCUUCAUCCCUUGGGUGUAUUUGUGUACUUUGUUACUUGUGUAUUUGAGUACAAUAUUUCUUCUACGUAGAUAGGAACUUAUUUCUGCGUUAUAAGACGUAAACAAUACGUAAAUACAAUGUAGAAGUUGAUGUAAUUUUUGCUGCAAGAAUUUUCUUUCCAAGUCUGCGUUUUAUGUUAAUUUUGUAAUAGAGCAUUGGAAUUUAGUCAGGUGUUCGAUUUUGCACUUUAAUGUAAUGUCAAAGAGUUUAUAAUUACUUGCUAGCAUGUUUUUAUACUGGUUCUUAUUAAAAGAAAUAGCAGUCUUUUCUAGGAGACUUGAAAAGUAGAAAAGAAUGCUUUGACAUAUUUUGCUACUAGUAGAAAAAAAUGGUAGUGAAACUAUUACAAUGUAUUGUAUUACUUGUAGUAAUUGUUUCAUUUUAAACAGUUAAUAUAAUUAUAUAAAUUGGAAAGAGUUGUAGCAGAGCCAUCUAGUGGAAAUUACGGCAAGUUAGUUACGAAUAAAUUAAAAUACAUUCCAUUAAGAUAAAUGUUUGCCCAAGGGUCAAUAUAAAAUAGUUGAUGUGAUAUACCUAAGGUUUUCCCGUAAUAAGCCAAAUGUACUGAACCCUCCUGUGCCUAUUUAGGUAGUUUCGCUUGAUUACCUAAUAAUAGAUUGAGAGCCUUCAUAGAUGAGAGAUCUAAAAGAAACCAUUCAUUUAUCGACUUGAUUAUAAUGUCAAAUUAGAAAGUACUUCUUAUUUCCUCUCAAAUAUCAACCUUAUGAUGUUAAAUAUUAAGGUUCGAUGUUAAAUGGAAGAAGUUGAAUUCAAACUACUUGAAUUAGUUCUUGAUCUAUUAUUGAGUAUUUCUGAUUUAUAAUAAAACUUCUAAUGCAUCUAUUAGUGUAAUUUUGCAAAUGUAGGAUAAAUUACAUUGUAAUUGGUUUAAUUCAAUCAAUAAGUUUUUAUUGUAAACGUAACUUUUCAGUCGGCUACAUAGCAUUCUGUAUUUUAUUCUCUUCAAUAUAAUAGUUAGAUUUGUUUGUUACAUCUUUGUGUAAAUCUAUCGAUUGAAUAUGAUAUUUUUUCAUUGUUACAAUAAAAAAAAAAAUCUACUUUUAUUCUGUUAAAAGUUAUUCGUGAAGUUAGCUCGUGUACUUUAAUUAUUACAGUGUCGAUUAAAUCGUAUUUAUUUUUACUUAAAUUUUGUAAAAAUCUAAAGGAAUGUUUAAGUUUUUUUAUGUAAAUGUUAGCAAUAACCGAUUACCGACGUCAGUAUUUGAUGGUAUUGUAUAGAAUGCACGUUUCGAAUAGCGCACUUUUUCCUUUUAAUGUAAAAUGUAUUUUUAAUACUUAUGUUGAUAUUUUAUUGCUAAUUUUAAAUUCGUUACCGACACCUUGGUUCACAGUUUUAUUGACAAUUAUUUUUUUAAUAUGUUUUUUUUUGUUUGUGUAUAUUUUUUUUUUGUACAGGCCAAAGAGCUUACAAUGUAAAUAUUGUAUAUUGCGGCUACGAGUUCAUAGCUGUACCCUAAUAAGUCUUUCGUUACUGUAAUUUUAAGAGAUUUGUUGAUGUUCUUUAUCUUGUGCAAAAUAAAGUGUAACAUGAGACACA
Messenger RNA from Galleria mellonella (greater wax moth), 6437 nucleotides. RefSeq names its product centaurin-gamma-1A (gene CenG1A). Gene Ontology annotation, molecular function: GTPase activator activity; GTPase activity; GTP binding. The record is from RefSeq and is a predicted model, not a curated record. Gene Ontology annotation, cellular component: nucleus. The transcript has 15 exons. NCBI's taxonomy places the organism in Eukaryota, Metazoa, Arthropoda, Insecta, Lepidoptera, Pyralidae. Bases 575 to 3511 code for a protein of 978 amino acids.